AUGGUCAUUGGACCAGCCGCGAUGCAGAUUCGAAUUGGGGGGCGGUUGACGGUUCGAAGGCCUCGCCGUGAAUUGCGUUGGGGCGCAGGCGCAAAUAGAGGGAGCGCCGCUUCGAAAUGCCGCAUCGGCCGCGGGCGCUACGUAAGCAGUCCUACGCCAUCGUCGCAGACUCGAAUAAAUGCGUUGUAGCCUAGGUCGGUUAUACACAUUGAAAUCAGUGGACCUGAGUAAGACAUGUCCACUAAUUUUAAUGGAUCUAACCUUGGAUAUAAUCCAUAGUUUUUGCCGCCUCACGUGAUAUUUAGUAAGUUCUAUAUAUAUUUAGUGCGUUCUAUAUACACGUAGAUAAAAACAACAACCUACUGAUAUAUAAGUAUGUAAAGCCCUUAACAGCCUGGGAUCAGUUCACUUGUGAGAUUGCUUUACCUCAGAUGUGUCCACUUGAUUUCUUCAAGCUGCAGAAUUGGCAGAGGUGUCAAGUGAUAUACUUUGGAACUGGCUGCAUCUUGACAUCAAGGAGCCUUCGCUUUUCUCUCUCUCUCUCUCUCUCUCUCUCUUUGAAGCCUAAUAAAAACAUAUUUCUUUAAGCAAGCCUAUCCAGGCACAUAGAAUGUUGACACAGGUUUUAAUGCAUUGUUUACGUUGAUUUUAAUUAUCUGAAUGCUUUAAAUAGUUUAUAACUUUUUUACUGAUGAUUUUGUUGUUUCAUCCUUUUUUGUAAGUCAAGCAAUAUAUACACCUUCCGAAAUAAAUAUGUAAUAAUGAUAGUAAUAAGUGAAGCUUCUGAGUAGGACUGCACAACACUGUACAUCUGGAGUAAUAAACCUCCGCCCUAGCUUGCUACUGACAAAUUAAUGACAGCAAACGUUGCAGCCUUUUAAUCUCUCGUUGAGAAGGAUAGUGUGACUGAAGGAUGUUAGUUGAAUAAUAGGUGUGUAAAAACAAGGAGUCCUGCAGGAAAGGUGAACAAAUUACGGCACAGCCUCAGAGAUCUGAGUGUGGGCUGGGUUCUUUUGUGUGUGUUUUUUUUGCUACAGUAGACUAGCACGGUGAAAUAUACUCAGAGUCGCAAAGUGAUUUCAUGCUCUUUAUUCAGCUCAUAGUGGUGAGGAGGAAUGAAUGAAUGUCCCCUCAAAGUAUCUGCUUUAUAUACAUUAUUUACACAAUGGGCUGCACAUGAUUGGCUAAUUCCGUAAUUCUACUGUAAGCCAAUCAGGUUGUGGAUUCACUUCUAUCUGGAGCAUGAUUGGGUGGUUCCUGCCAACCAAUCAUACUGCUGCAUUGAUCUAGGACCAAUCAGACUGCUGCAUUUUGGAUCCUAUUGUUCUAGGACCAAUCAGACUGCUGCAUUUUGGAUCCUAUUCAACUCAGUACAUAACACAUGGCUACCACUAUGGAAAGUAAAAUGGGGUGGUACAAAUCAGACUUUGGCCACAUUCACACCAUACACUUAAGGCACCCCAGUACCUCCUCCCAGGGAAUUCUGGGAAUGGUAGCUCUGAUAGGGGAAUAGGAGUCUCCUAACAAAGCUCUGCACCCUUAGCAAACUACAGCUCCCAGGAUUCUUUGGGGGAAGCCAUUAUGGUUUAAAGCUCUUUAGAUGUAUGGUGUAAAUGAGGACUCUGUGUGAGUGUUUAUGUGGGUCACAUUUCUGAAUGGUUUCUGGUUGUUUAUAAUAUUUAUAUCUUCAGCAAAAUAAAAAAUAAAAAUAAGUCUCCAAACAGUUUACACAGUGAAACUUGGCAACAAUUAAAAUAGCAUUAACAUCCCUUUACUGUAAAUUUUCUGCUACAGUUUAUGUUCCGCUCACUUCCUUGAACAGAAUGUUCCUCAUGUCAUGUAGGCCACACUAGACAGAUGAUAUCAGCAGCAAAUCCCAACUCUCUCGCCUGUCCUUAAAAGGAGGCUGUUGCGGGGAGCGAUUUAAUGAUCAAUCCCUCUCCCCAGGGAACACUGAAAAUUGUAGCUUUUGGAUCUCCUAACAAUUCUCAGCAUCCUUUACAAACUACAGCUCCCAGGAGUCUUUGGGGGAAGUCAUGACUUUAAAGUGGUAUCAUAGUGCUUUAAAUGUAUGGUGUAACUAUGGCCUAAGUUUGUGGGGGGGGGUCCCCCUGCCCUCCAGAACAUAGGAAAUUGUCUUAUACUGAGGCAGACAGCACACCAUCCAAAAUUUCUGCAAUGAAAAUAGGGAUGUCCCAUUCCAUAAUGAUAAUUUUACUAUUUAUAUUUGACACAUCUUACUGGGUUGCCCUAGCCGCUCUGGGCAGCUUCAAACAUAAUAAAAAUUACCAUAUUUUUUGCUCUUUAAGACUCACUUUUUCCCUCCUAAAAAGUAAGGGGAAAUGUGUGUGCGUCUUAUGGAGCAAAUGCAGGCUGCGCAACUAUCCCAGAAGCCAGAACAGCAAGAGGGAUUGCUGCUUUCACUGCGCAGCGAUCCCUCUUGCUGUUCUGGCUUCUGAGAUUCAGAAUAUUUUUUUUCUUGUUUUCCUCCUCCAAAAACUAGGUGCGUCUUGUGGUCUGGUGCAUCUUAUAGAAUGAAAAAUACGGUAAUCAUUGAAAAAACUUUCCUAUACAGAGCUGCCUUCAGAUGGCUCGGGGGUGGAAUAACACCAUACCCUGCAACAUUUCUCCAAUGAAAAUAGGGACAACCUAAGGAAAAAGGGUACAUUCUGAGAUCAAAUCAGAAACCAGGACUGCUUCCCUAAAUCAGGGACAUCCCUGGAAAAUAGGGACACUUGGAGGGUCUGAGAUGGUCUGCAGACCCUUGGUUCAUCUAGCUCAGUAAUGUCUACACUGUCUGGCAGCAACUCUCCAGGUUUCAGACAGGGUUCUCUCCAGUGCUUUUUUCCUCACCAUGAAAUUGUUACACGAAAUGCCACACUUUUUAACAACAACAACAAAAGGUGCCAAUACUGUGUACCCUUGAGUACCCUCUGAAAAAAACCCACUGGUUCUCUCCCAGCCCUACCAGAAGAUGCCAAGGAUUGAACCUGAAACCUUCUGCAUACAAAGCAGAUGUACUGUCACUGCACUAUAGUCCUACCCCAAAGAGUGAAUGUUCAAUCCUGCGAGCUGUCUGCAUCAGGUGGUACAAUACUGACACAGGUUUGCCACCUCACAGAAAACUAGGUUUAUGUUAGCGCACACAUUCAUCUGUGAGUCACCAAGUGCUGAGUAACCAAGUGACAUUUUAUAUAUAUAUAUAUAUAUAUAUAUAUAUAUAUAUAUAUAUGGUGAAAUUAUUCCUAAGUGUCAAUCUUGGCUCUUCCCUGUCCCUAUGGCCUGUGCUGUGAAAGAGAGAGAAGCUCUCCAGUCAGUCUCCAAAUUACAGGCUCUCAUUUCCAAUAAGACCCUUCAUUUUAGAGAAUGCCAAGGUCCUGUUAUCUGCCACUAUUGCACUACCGUGAUUCAGUGGUCUGACAGUACAAAAGCUAUGGCCCGAUGUGGGGGUGGACAGUUUAACUUUGACAGGAAUACAACCUCCUUCACAUGGCCUAGAUGGAAAUUGUAUUUACAGAGUAUGAGCGAUGUUCUAGUGCCUCACAGAUAACAGGGCCUAAAUCUUUCGUAACAAUUCAGUUCAAGGCAAAAAGAGAUAUGAUGAAGGAAAUCAGUGUUUUAACUCUUUCCCUGGUUAAAAUUGUCCCCUCUCCCUAUAUGAAGCUGCUACUAGUCCUACAGGGGCAAUUCAGGAACCUGCAUUUUAAUACAAUUUUUUUUUAAGUGCAAAGAUCCAGUCAUGGAUGCCAUAUUUGUUUUGGCCAUUUAGAUAUUCUUUCAAAUGCAUUCAACUAGGUUUUACUCAGAGUAAAUCAAUAGACCCAACUUAGCUAUGUUCAUUAGUCUGGUCACCUAAACACAUACACACACCCCUCCCUCACCAAUGCCUCUUAUAAAAUAUUCCAACCAUUUGGUUUUGGUUUAGCUGAUAAUUGAGGAGACGUAGUUUCCUCAGUAAGAAGGCUGCUGUGAUGAUAAAAUUUAGAGGACUUCAACUGGUGAGAAGACUGUGGGACUUGUUGGCAAUUUUGGUUCAAAUAUCCACUCAACCACUAGGUGUUCUUCUCAUGUGAAAUAGCCACACAGGGUUUACCGUGUGUGAAAAUAACACAAUGUAGGGGAAUCACGCCACUUCUUAAUCUUUGGGAGAUGGGUAGGAUAAAAAUAUAUUAACUACAAGUAAUUUGAAUGAAUAUGUUAUGAAUCAAAAUGAUUCCCAAUUUACUUAGGCCCAAUUUUUACUAUAUAGCUAAAGCAGUAAUGAUGGCUUCCCUCAAAGAAUCCUGGGAACUGUAGUUUGUUGAGAGUGCUAAGAGUUGCUAGGAGACUCCUAUUCCCUUCCCAGAGCUAAUUUCCAGAGUAGUUUAACAACCAAUCCCUAUUUCCAGGGAGUUCUUGCCCAAAUAAAUUGCCUUAAGGGAUCCUCUAGAAUUGUGUUUUUCCCGGAUAUAUUCUGCAACAUGUUCUUGACACAUGAAUAGUUCAUUACAGGGGAUGUAUUGUGCUUUAUUAGUUAUCUUGUGGUGCCUCCCAAGGCUGUCCGGAGGGCCACGAAAGUGGGACCAAAAACAACCCAGAAGAUUUGUGAUAUGAAAAGUGACAAGAUUUCAGCCUGAUUGGAAAUGAAGCAGCAUGUCCACCUUUAAAAUUUGACAGGCACAAAUAGUAUUGAAAAUGGGGUUAAAUAUGGCUACCCCAACAGCAUUGCAAAGAUAAAGCAUCAUGAAUUUAAGAAAAGCCCUUAUAUAACCAGAAAAACAGGACAACAAAGCCACCAAUCAAACUGCCACCAGGUGGCAUCAGAUUCAUAUUCUAUUGCAUAACUCUCCUCCUGCUCCACAGUCUGGUGGGGGGAAAAACAAUGCAAAAUGACUAUAAAGGUGCUGUCAUUUUUUAAGGGGGUGGGGGUGGGGAGUUCUCAUUGCGCAAAUCUUUGCUCAUCCUGAUGAUACUAAAAAAAGGGUAACUUUUGCUUUUAGCAGAACUUAAAGUGCAUCUGUUAGUCAGUAUGAGUAACAAUGUGAGGGAAAGACUCAAGUUAUGAAAGAGGGAACUUUUGUUGGUGUUGCUCCAACAUGUUGAUCAAGCACUCUGAAGCAGGUAGGGAUCUGGGACUGUAGAAUGACAAGUGGGGGGGGGGAGUCCUAAAAGUAGAGUGAAAAUGUCAGGGAAUAAACAAACCCUGUGCUUGCACAUUCUCCACUGCACACGCCCCAUUUCCUUUCCAAAUCUCCCUACACUUAUGCUUCCUCAGACUUUAUAAAGCCCUCCCCAGACCCCUCUCUAUAGCCCUCAUAACUCUCCCUAGGCCACACCCUCCCUCCAGACAACACCCCCUCAAGAGCCUCCCUACUUCAUAUCCUUGAGUGUUUUUGCCUGGCUCAUACAUGCCCUUCAACUCUGAUCCUGCUUCUUUUUUGCCUGAGCAGAUGAGAGCACAAGGGUGUGCAGAAAGCAGCCUAUUGUACAAAGGUCAAUUUUACAUUAGUUCCUCAACGACACUUUUGCCUCAAGCCCUGCCCACCACUGGCAGAUGCCCCCUGUAAGGUUGCCCAGAAGGGAAUACAGUGACUAAACAGCCUGAAACAAACCAGGAUGCUAACUCCGCUCUACGGCAGGAAGGUUAUUUGCACUUUUAAAGAGACAUGCACACUCCCCAAUUCAGGUGAGGCACAGACACUACUAGGCCACCAGUUCUACCAACUCCAUGGCAGGGUACAUUACUCAGCUUCCCUUGAGUAAAAGCACCACCCAAACACACCAUCAACUCUGGUCACUCUCAGCAAGGGACUGGGGAGAACUUUGGUUCAGUUUUCAUUUAAAGGCAAACUUACUAAAUUUGCAUUUUAUGAAGCAAUAUCUGAACCAAAACACAGCCAUCUUUCAAAAGUCACACUUCUCCUAAUUUUGCAAUGCAGUUCUCCAGCCAAGUAGUGGAUACACAAAUCAACAUACAAAGGGAAAGUGUGCGUCUGAAUGCAUAUGUUAGUGAAAUAACAAACAAACAAAAAUUAUAUUAUGGGGAAUUGUUUUGCAAAAAUGUGUAUGUUAGGGAAAUUGCAUGUAAAAUGUGUACAGUAGAAGAAAUUCACACAAAAAUGCCAAUAAAUGUUCACAAGGAAAAUAAAAAACGAAACAAAAUGCAAACUGAUAUAGAAAUGUGGAAAACUGAACUUAAGAUUGGAAAAAUGAGAAACCAAAAUGGCCACAUUCGCCCAUCUCUACCUAGCUGCUCUGGCUUUUUACUGGUUUGCUCCAAAGCCCCCUCAUUUAUGGGCAGAUCUUAGCCUGAAAUUUGGUAUUUAUAAUGAAUGAUUUUAGAGUGUUGUUUGUGCUGUACUCUUGUACUGUUUUAUUGUUGUUAGCUGCCCUGAGCCCGGCUUCGGCUGGGGAGGGCGGGAUAUAAAUAAAAUUUAUUAUUAUUAUUAUUAUUAUUAUUAUUAUUAUUAUUAUUAUCAUUAUUGUGUCCCGGGAUGUUGGAGGGUAUAAGGAUGCAGCCAAAUUUCUUUUUGCAUGACCCACAUUCUCCAUUUUUUUAAAGGUGGAGGGAUCAUGCAUUCGGGUGUCAACAUAGCCUUAUUUAUUCGGAGGAUCGGUGAUGAUAGCAUACAACGAAGAAAGCAGGAAACAGUAAAUCUCACCCAGAUAUAG
This is a messenger RNA of Podarcis lilfordi (Lilford's wall lizard), 6651 nucleotides long. NCBI's taxonomy places the organism in Eukaryota, Metazoa, Chordata, Lepidosauria, Squamata, Lacertidae. The record is from the annotation of a GenBank genome assembly.